This is a messenger RNA of Daktulosphaira vitifoliae (grape phylloxera), 1963 nucleotides long. RefSeq lists its product as uncharacterized. The record is from RefSeq and is a predicted model, not a curated record. Bases 456 to 1730 code for a protein of 424 amino acids. The transcript has 3 exons. Lineage: Eukaryota; Metazoa; Arthropoda; Insecta; Hemiptera; Phylloxeridae.
UAACAUAUCACUUUAUUACAUCUAAUAUUUAUAGUUAACAUAUUUAAAAUUAAUGUUUAAAGUUAAUAAUAAUAAAGUUUAUAAAAAGAUUCAAUGCAAUAUUUAUGCGGAGAGGCAGUUGGCGCACUCAAUCUCAUGCCCAGCUGUUGCUUAUAAUGUUGUGUGGGAUCUGAAGAAGUAAUACGCAAACAAGUAUACGGUAUACACUGCUGCACCGCCGAAGUUGAUUAUCUGAUGCAAAUGACUGCUUUAAUGUAACGUUUGUAACCUAAGACAUCUAUAGCUCCGUUAACGGUGAAAUAAAUCUCGAUUGCUAUUAUAGUAAGUAUAUACUUUACAAUUUGAACACCAAAGUAAUAUAUUUCAACAAAAUUGUACCAGUAGAUACAUCCAAUCAGAUUUUAAUUAAAAAAUUUGCCAAGGGUCUUCAAACGUUGGGUCCAAUUGUACUAAAUAUGAUUAAAGAGAUAGAUGAUAAACAUAAUUUCAAAAAUAUAAAAGAAAUUACAAAUCCAUUUAAAAACUCGCAAGGAUUAUUAUAUACAAAUUUUUAUUUGAAUAAUCUUUCGAAUACCUUAUUAUUACAAACGUAUCAAAACGUAACAGUUCAAACUAGAGAAUUAAGUGAUCGAGAAAUUUUUAUAGACGAAUUUAAGAAAAUUUAUCCGAUAUUAUUUGAACAACUGAAACAAAACAUUUUAGACGCAUGUUAUGAAGGUAAACAAAUGAAUUUCCCUGAUAUGGUCAUUCAAGGACAAUUAGUAGAUGAAAAUAAUUACGAUAAUGUGUUUAUUAAUGAUAUGUUACCACCAAAUAAUGAAACUAUUAAAACCUUAUUCGAUGAAAGUAACAUUGAACUAUCAAUGAAUGCAGUUAAUGACACUGAAGUUGAUUUAAGAUAUCGUUUUAAAAUAAAAAUUGAAGAUGAUUUACAGAUAAUUACUUGCUAUCACCCAAAAUCCAUGUUGUUUUCCUAUUUAUUUGAUAUAAAUAAUAGAUCUAAUUUCAGUGAAAUAAUUGAAGUUCCAAUUAAUGAAAAACUAGAAAAUGGAAAUUAUCCAAACAUGGAAGUGUUGUUUGACAUGAUUAAACACACAUUUGAUGUUGACUGUGUAGAAUCAUUCCAACGCCAAAUUGUAGCUGCAACAGUUUAUCCAUAUUACAUUUGUGUUGCUAAAUUUGCACAUUUAUUGAACAAAAUAAUUUUUGGUAAUUAUAUUUACGAGAACGAAAUAAUUACUAGAGUCGAGUGUCAUAAGAAAAAACUAAUACCUACAGUUGAAAAUUUAAUAAAAGCUAUUCAUGAAUUAAGUAUGAUACACUUUAUACCAAGUAGCGUUCGUGAACACAUGGAAUCCACUAAUCAAUUGUUAUGGGGAAUAAAAGAAAUAGUUAAGACUCAACAAAUUGAUAAAUUUGAUUCAGGAUUCAUCGAUCAACUUUAUUUGAGAUGUGCUCGUGUUAUGGAAUUUAAUUUAAUUCACUUCGAGACUGGAGUGAAAAACCCUAAUAUAUACGACCAUACCGAAUGUGAAAAAAUUAUAACUCAGUUGGAGAAUAAAAUUAAAAAUAUUCAAACACUCACAAAAAAUUUACAGAGUGAUAAAUCUCUUUACCAAAAUUUUAAAACAACACUUCAAUUUUUCUCCUUUCACAAAACAUUUUCGGAGAAAUUAAAAUGUAACAUUGUUCAAAAGAAUAAACAAGGUUAUCUUAUAAUGAGAAAAUAAUAAGAUUUUUUUAAUUAUUUUGAAUAUUAAUAAACGAAGCACAGAAAUCUUUAAUAAUUUAACCUUAAGUUACAAGAUAAUUUUUAAAAUUAUAUUACAUUUUGAUUAAGUUUUAUGUCUUUGUUUAGUUUUAUUAUUUUAAUAUAUAUUUUUAACUGUUUAAAAAUAAAAACUGUACCAUUUAUUAAAAGUCUGUACACAAUAAAAUAUGUUGAUGCAAUUUUUUGAUAUUC